AUGGCUGGCGUCAACAACCACCAGGUUCUGGAGCAUAUGGCGGAGAACAACGUCCAUCCAAUGGACUAUGCACCAUACCACCCCCAAGACGGGCAAAUGGCAUCCGUAAAGGAAGAUAGCCAAGGAGGGCAAAACAUGAAUGAUGAGCCCUACAACCCUGAUGAACCACAGAUCCCUGUGGCUACCCCGCCACAAGCGACUCCGGCAAUGGCUAUUCCUCCGGGCGCUCCCAUGCAGGACAUUAUGGCUGCGUUGGUCAACGCAAUCAAUCGCCAGUCGGACAUGAUCCUGCAACAGAACCUCGAGCAGCACAACAGAAGGCUCGAAUCCCAAAGCCGUCGAAUAGACGCGAUUGUUGAGUCAAGAGUGACGGUGCUAGCCCGUCGAGCUCAACGCUCACCUACUCCUAGGACGGUGCAAGCCCGUCGAGCUCAACGCUCACCUACACCUGUGAGAAGCAGAAGUUUUUCUAGGUCGCGGUCACCACCUCCUCGUAGAAGGACGGAAAGGGUGAGCCCAAGGAGAAACGAGGAAUCAUCUCGAAACUCCUCGAGGAGACGCUCCCCAAGAAGGGACAAUCCUCCUCGCCAACAGAGGCACUGA
Messenger RNA from Trifolium pratense (red clover), 603 nucleotides. RefSeq names its product serine/arginine repetitive matrix protein 1-like. The coding region runs from base 1 to 603 and encodes 200 amino acids. The transcript has a single exon. The record is from RefSeq and is a predicted model, not a curated record. NCBI's taxonomy places the organism in Eukaryota, Viridiplantae, Streptophyta, Magnoliopsida, Fabales, Fabaceae.